CCCAGUCUUCCUCCUCCUGCUGCUCCUCCUGCUGCUCCUCGCUGGUGUUCCGUAUCGAUCCAGGCUGUGAAGCAGGAAUCCAGGAGAACCGGGCCGGUUCUGGACCUCCCCUGGCAGACAGAGGCAGCGAGCCCCAGGUGUGGCCGGUGGGCAUGGUUCUGAAGGGUAGCUCAGAGGCUCUGUGUCCCCCCCCAUCUCUGGAGCUGCGCCCAUCCUGCAACAAGAGCCAGCCCUCUCCUCCUCUGGGCUCCGGCUCACAGCCACAUGACGGAGUCAUCACUGAGGACAAGGAGCCAGUCAAGUAUGGCGAGCUCAUCGUCUUGGGCCACAAUGGGUCACUGGCAAAUGGUGACAAAGGCCGUAGAAGAAGUCGCCUUGCCCUUUAUAAGCGACCUAAAGCCAAUGGGGUCAGACCAGAUGUUAUCCACAACGUCUCGACACCUCUGGUGUCAAAGGCUCUUAGCAACAAAAGCCAGCACAGCAUCUCCUACACAUUGUCCCGGAGCCACUCUGUCAUCGUGGAGUACACACAUGACAUUAACACAGACAUGUUUCAGAUUGGCAGAUCUACGGAGAGCAUGAUAGACUUUGUGGUCACAGAUACAGCAGGCGGCAGCAGCGGUCAUGGCGGAGGCGCCGCAGGGGAAGGCGGCGGUGGAGGCCAGUCGGCCCAAAGCACCAUAUCUCGCUACGCCUGUCGCAUCAUGUGUGAACGCAGCGCUCCCUACACAGCCCGCAUUUACGCCGCUGGCUUUGACUCCUCCAAAAACAUCUUCCUAGGGGAACGGGCUGCCAAAUGGAGAACAUCUGACGGUUUGAUGGAUGGACUCACCACCAACGGGGUUUUGGUGAUGCACCCGGCCGGAGAGUUUGUCUCUGAACCUGCUCCCGGUGUCUGGAGGGAGAUCUCGGUCUGCGGCAACGUCUUCGCCCUGAGGGAGACCCGGUCCGCCCAGCAGAGGGGAAAACUGGUUGAGAAUGAGUCAAACACCCUGCAGGACGGUUCUCUGAUUGAUCUCUGCGGGGCCACCCUGCUCUGGCGGACACCCGCCGGCCUGCGCCACAUCCCCACCCUCAAACAGCUGGAGUCCCUUCGACAGGAGCUGAACGCCGCUCGGCCCCAGUGCCCCGUGGGCUUCAACACUCUCGCCUUCCCCAGCCUGGCGCAGCGCGAGAUCGUCGACAAGAAGCAGCCUUGGGUCUACGUCAACUGCGGCCACGUGCACGGAUACCACAACUGGGGCUAUCGCAAGGAGAAAGGGCCCAGCAGCCCGGGGGGCACGGCGCCAGCCGGCACCGGUGAUAGAGAGUGUCCCAUGUGCAGGAGGGUGGGCCCCUAUGUGCCUUUGUGGUUAGGCUGUGAGGGGGGGUUGUACUUGGACGCCGGCCCCCCCACGCACGCUUUCUGUCCCUGUGGACAUGUGUGCUCUGAAAAGACAGUAGUGGGAUGGAGCCAGAUCCCGUUGCCCCACGGCACGCACGCCUUCCACGCCGCCUGUCCCUUCUGUGGUACCUGGCUGACGGGGGAGCAAGGCCACGUCAAACUCAUCUUCCAAGGCCCCGUGGACUGAGGCAUGCACACCUACAGGAGCCUCGCACACUCACCGAGGGUUUCACUGUUGGCUGGUGUUCUCCAGCAGAAAUGUGAAUGUUGCUGACGAGUACAGGAGGACGACUCCGUACGCCAGAAAACUAAAAGCAAUAGUUGAUGCCAAGGAUUUGAAUGGAACACUGUCUGGAGAAAAUGUAAAUAAAUAGUGUUGAACUGAAAA
Molecule: messenger RNA, 1772 nt
Organism: Cyprinodon tularosa
Lineage: Eukaryota; Metazoa; Chordata; Actinopteri; Cyprinodontiformes; Cyprinodontidae
Gene: peli3
Product: pellino E3 ubiquitin protein ligase family member 3
Exons: 7
Coding region: 153-1571 (472 amino acids)
Biological process (GO): regulation of Toll signaling pathway; protein K63-linked ubiquitination
Molecular function (GO): ubiquitin protein ligase activity; protein binding
Source: RefSeq, a predicted model, not a curated record